Mizuhopecten yessoensis (Yesso scallop) is the source of this 552-nucleotide messenger RNA. RefSeq lists its product as uncharacterized. NCBI's taxonomy places the organism in Eukaryota, Metazoa, Mollusca, Bivalvia, Pectinida, Pectinidae. The record is from RefSeq and is a predicted model, not a curated record. The coding region runs from base 1 to 552 and encodes 183 amino acids. The transcript has a single exon.
AUGUAUAGAUAUUUCACACACAUAAGGAAUUACGAAUACGUGACAAAACUCCAGACGUUCGCCGACAGCUACAACAAGACGUAUCACAGGACAAUUGGGACAGCUCCAACUAGGGUUAACAAAAAUAACGAAACAUCUGUCUGGUGGAGGAUGUACUGGCCGAAGAAAGAGCCGAUCUUACGAAAGACUAAAAAAGUUCGUAAAACGUUCAGGUUUAAAGUAGGGGAUAAAGUGCGUUUGUCACAUCUCAGGAAUCCAUUCACACGGGAAUACGACGAAAAAUGGACGGGCGAGAUAUUUACCAUAUCUCAGAAGAUACUACGUGGAGGCUUGCCUGUGUACAGAGUCACAGACUACGAUGGCGAUGAAAUUAAAGGUACUUUCUAUCACUCCGAGCUACAGAAAGUUGAAGACGACAUGUGGAAGGUAGAGACCAUAUUGAAAACUAGAGGAAAAGGCCGUAACAAACAACACUACGUCAAAUGGCUAAAUUGGCCUAAAAAAAACAACCUGGAUACGCGCAUCAGCUGUAACCGAUUUGUAGGAGAGUGA